AUGCGCAUCAGCUCAGCCCUCGCAACAGUGGCGCUGUUGCUAGCACCAGCCGCUCUGGCUGAUCUACCUCCCGGAAACUGGGCAGGCGAGACCACCAUCACAAUCACAUCCUCUUUCUCAACCACUCUUACCAUUACCAAGUAUCUCACAUAUGUGAAUGCUACAACGACAACCAGCUCCAGCAGCUACCAUGUCACGCCCACAGGCUGGAAUAUCACUUCUACUGGGCCCACGGCUGCAAGCACAAUCAAUAUACCAACGUUGACAGCCCCAGCUACUUCCACCCUGGGCAUUUCACCGCCUAUCGCUACUGCAACUGGCGCAGCGAGCGCACAAGAAAUCAACUUCGCAGUUGCCGCUCUGGCGGGCGCCGCUGCCGUCUUCUUGGGCUCUUUAUAA
This is a messenger RNA of Fonsecaea multimorphosa CBS 102226, 399 nucleotides long. RefSeq lists its product as uncharacterized. The coding region runs from base 1 to 399 and encodes 132 amino acids. The record is from RefSeq and is a predicted model, not a curated record. Lineage: Eukaryota; Fungi; Ascomycota; Eurotiomycetes; Chaetothyriales; Herpotrichiellaceae. The transcript has a single exon.